AUGUUUUUUAGUUCUGCUUUCAAAAGAUUCUCGAGAAGGCAAUUCUCAAACAACGUCCACUUCUUUUCGAGAAGGCAAGCCAGCUACUACUACUUUGAUAAGCCUAGAAGUACCACUCAGGGCCUGUUUUUGACUCCUCAGCAUAAGAAAUUCUUGACUUAUGCAGGCAUUAUUCUUGGUGUCAUUGUCGUCUCACAUAUAGAGGAGGCUCCAGUCACCCAUCGGAAGAGAUUAAUGCUAUGUCCUCAGUGGUUGGAAGACGAUUUGGGUAAGAUUUCUUACAGAUCUAUCAUGGCACAGUAUGGUAGAUACGUUCUACCAGAUAACAAUUCAACUGCUAUCAGGGUUCGUAAAGUUAUGAGUCGAUUGAUUCAUGCUGCAGAAAAUUAUCGAGACCCAGAAACGGGACAACCCCAAAACUUAUUUACAAGCAUGGGUGGUAAGUCUAUCCCUUUUAAUGAAUGGAAGAUCCAUGUUAUAGACGACGUGGCGAUGCGGCAAGAGACACCAAAUGCUUUUGUCAUAGGUGAUGGUAAGGUUUUCGUUUUUAGAUCUAUUCUUCCUCUAUGCAGAGAUGACGACGGUUUGGCAACUGUUCUUGCUCACGAGUUGGGCCAUCAAUUGGCCCACCACAUAGGUGAAAAGCUUACAAAAUCCCCUUUGUAUGUGUCACUGGUGAUUUUAUCCUAUGCUCUUAUUGGAUCCAACAAUAUUGGAAAUCUUGCUGUUAGUCUUGGAUUGGAAAAACCUGCUUCCAGAAAUAUGGAAACUGAAGCAGACUAUAUUGGUUUGAUGCUUAUGUCAACUGCCUGCUUUAAUCCUCACGAGGCGCCAGAUUUCUGGGCUAGAAUGAUCUCCUUUGAAAGCAAAAUGGGUGGAUCUAUUCCUGAACUCAUCAGCACCCAUCCCUCUUCUCAGAGAAGAAACGUGAAUUUGAAGGAAUGGAUGCCAAGGGCCAAAAGACAGUACGAACUGGCGGGAUGUGGAAAUUUUGCUCAAAGGUUCAAGUCAUUCUCUCUGUUUUAG
Brettanomyces nanus is the source of this 1026-nucleotide messenger RNA. RefSeq lists its product as uncharacterized. The record is from RefSeq and is a predicted model, not a curated record. Gene Ontology annotation, biological process: protein quality control for misfolded or incompletely synthesized proteins; mitochondrial protein processing. Gene Ontology annotation, molecular function: metalloendopeptidase activity. The coding region runs from base 1 to 1026 and encodes 341 amino acids. Gene Ontology annotation, cellular component: mitochondrial inner membrane. The transcript has a single exon. Lineage: Eukaryota; Fungi; Ascomycota; Pichiomycetes; Pichiales; Pichiaceae.